Messenger RNA from Aspergillus bombycis, 1575 nucleotides. RefSeq names its product hexadecenal dehydrogenase. Gene Ontology annotation, biological process: aldehyde metabolic process. Gene Ontology annotation, cellular component: cytoplasm. Gene Ontology annotation, molecular function: aldehyde dehydrogenase (NAD+) activity. The transcript has 5 exons. The record is from RefSeq and is a predicted model, not a curated record. The annotation marks the transcript as partial. Lineage: Eukaryota; Fungi; Ascomycota; Eurotiomycetes; Eurotiales; Aspergillaceae.
CGGUGCUCCCGUCUCCGCAUCCAUUCUCCGACGCCACUCCCCGUCCUCUCCCUUCUACCAACGAUUGCCACCAUGGUCGCUUCGAACAUUCCCCCUCUCCAGUUCACUCCAGUCGAGGAUAUUCCGGGUCGCGUGUCUACCCUGCGUAAGACUUUCCUGGAACAUAAGACUCGCGACCUUGAGUUUCGACUGGUACAGCUCCGGAAGCUCUACUGGGCUGUCAAGGACCAUGAGCAAGAGAUCGCCGAUGCUUCCGCUUUGGACUUGGGUAAACCUCGCUUCGAGACCGAGAUCGCUGAGAGUGGAUGGCUGCAGAAUGACCUUGUGUUCGUGACGCGAAACUUGCACAAGUGGGCCAAGGAUGAAAAAGCCGAAGAUAUUGAUUUGUCCUUCAAAUUCAUGAAUCCUAAGAUUCGGAAGGAUCCAUUGGGUUGUGUUCUGGUUAUUGGCGCUUUCAACUAUCCCUUCCAAUUGACACUCGGCCCAGUCAUCGGCGCUAUCGCAGCUGGUAAUACUGUUGUGAUUAAGCCUAGUGAGAAUGCGCCCAACUCUGCGGUUGUUAUCCAACGCAUCAUUGAGGCAGCCCUCGAUCCAUCCUGCUAUACUGUUAUUCAAGGAGGUAUCCCGGAGACCCAAGCUUUGCUCGCUGAGCGAUGGGAUAAGAUUUUCUUCACUGGUGGCGCCACCGUAGGCCGUAUCAUCGCCAAGGCGGCUGCUCCUCAUUUGACCCCCGUCGUGCUGGAGCUGGGUGGUAUCAACCCGGCCAUCAUAACCAAGAGCGCCAACCCCAGACUCGUUGCGCGGAGACUUCUGUGGGGUAAACUGAUGAAUUCUGGCCAAAUCUGUACCUCCCAAAACUACCUGCUGGUUGACAAGGACCUCGUGCCUGCCGUGAUAGAAGAAUUCAAGAAAGCUUAUAAUGAAUUCUAUCCUCAGGGUGCCAAGCGUCGCCAGACUAUUCUCGCAUCAUCAAUGAAGGGCAAAAUUCUGAUGGGUGGUACAAUGGACGAAAAGGAGCGCUUCAUCGAGCCAACCUUGGUUCUGGUAGACUCUGUUGAUGAUUCGAUGCUGACGCAAGAAAGCUUCGGUCCUUUGAUUCCUAUCUUGCCCGUGGACAACCUCGAACAGGCAGUCGACAUUGCUAAUGGAAUUCAGGCCACUCCUCUGGGCCUUUACCCAUUCGGCUCUAAGGCAGAUACUGACAAGGUUCUUUCUUCUACUCGCUCUGGUGGUGUCUCCGUCAACGACGCUGCUUUGCACAUCCCUACCCUCCCAUUCGGUGGUGUCGGUGAAAGUGGUCACGGCGCCUACCGUGGUAAGGCCAGCUUCGACGUCUUCGUUCACCGUCGUCCCAUCACCAGCACACCCAGCUGGCUUGAAUCCAUCCUCUCGAUCCGCUACCCCCCAUACGCAGGUAAACUGAGCAAGUUCAAGGCCGCCAGCACUCUUGCACCCGAUUUCGAUCGCAACGGAAACAAGAUCCGAUUCGGCUGGCUGCGUUACAUCCUCACUCUCGGCGGAGGCUCUGCGAAGGCUGGUGCUGGCAGAGCCGUCGUUGUUGCUGCUGGUGAGUAA